Lachancea nothofagi CBS 11611 is the source of this 3315-nucleotide messenger RNA. NCBI's taxonomy places the organism in Eukaryota, Fungi, Ascomycota, Saccharomycetes, Saccharomycetales, Saccharomycetaceae. The record is from the annotation of a GenBank genome assembly.
AUGAGCAGUGGAUUACCAGCAAGCUGGUUUACGACUCAGCUGCCCAUCAGGGGUGAGAUAGACCAACAAGAACGGGAAAGGUUAAAUCAAGAGCAUCGCGAGCGAAUUUCAAGGAUCUCAAGAGCUUCACAGAACGAGCUGGCUUUGCGCGAUGUGUUCCGGCUCAACAACGAACCGCGAGUAACGGAAUUGCAUACUAGUGGCUUGAACGCGAGACGGGCAAGUAGCCAAGACGGCGAUGAGAGCGACGAGGAUAAAAACCAGGACAAAAGCCCAAUUGCUGUGGAAACAAGCACCAACAUUGCGAAUCAUGGCGCUAGUACCGACGAAGAUGUCACGAUGUCUGAAAGUGAUGAAGGUAUAAACACAGCUCUCAUUCAGCGAUUCGAAGAGCAGGCUCACGAAAAGCUGAAUGAAUGCAUAAGAGUAAUUGAGGGCAGGCGUGAUGGCCUACUUCAAUCUUUCGAAUCUGACAAUGCUCUUCUUCAGCAAAUGCAAAGUAAUAACCUCGAGAGCACCGAUCCCGAUUUUCUUUCUAGCAUAAACAGGCUUCAGCGAAUUCGUUUGCGGGCUAUAGAGAUGGAAACUUUACAACUGCAACGCGUGAAACUGUACUUCAAGAACAGAAUGUCAGAGUUUAGGUCAUUGGUACGCAAUUAUCUUAUGGCACAAGCAAGAGGUGAGUACAUGGAAAACCCUCUUAAAGUCUCAAGAAGCAUGUUCAAGGUAUUGAACCCCCAUUUGGCCUCUGGCAGGAAGCUAGCGCUAGCGGGCAAAGGAGAUGACAUAAAUCGAAUUGACGUCAUGGGGUUGCGGGAACGACUUUUAUACCCGUUACAUCAACCCCCUGCUAAAAAGAAGUUUCCAUUGAAACAGUUACCUGCAGAAAUUUUGAGUCUAGUUCUGGAUAGGCUCUCUCAAAAGUCGGAGGUUGUCAAGUUGUUAUCCGUAUGCAAGCCUUGGGCGGAAAUAAUAGUAAAGCUAUUAUAUUACAGGCCGCACAUCAAUAAGAAGGCUCAGCUUGAAUCAUUCAUGGCUACAAUGCAGAUGCCGGCUUUUCAAACAACUUUCAACUAUCGGGCAAUGGUAAAGAGGUUAAACUUCUCAUUCGUUGGUGAUUACAUGACAGAUGACCAACUAAUACAUUUUGUCGGCUGUCCUAAUUUGGAGAGGUUGACUCUCGUCUUUUGCAAGCACAUCACAAGUUCCUCAAUAUCUCUUGUCCUUCAAGGCUGUAAGUUUUUGCAGAGCGUUGAUAUAACGGGCAUCAAAGAGGUGUCCGAUAGCAUUUUCAAUACUUUGGCUUACCAGUGCCAGCGUGUACAAGGAUUUUACGUCCCACAGGCCAGAGAUGUUUCUUUUAGUGCACUGCAUAUGUUUAUUACGCAUGCUCCAUUACUCAAAAGAGUCAAAAUUACUGCCAACGUUAAUAUGAAUGACAAUCUUGUUACUCUGUUAGCUACCCUGUGUCCUCUCCUCGUGGAAGUUGAUAUAACUCUAUCACCGAAUGUUCACGACCAGAGCCUUGUGACACUGUUUUGCCAGCUAACGCAAUUGAGGGAAUUCAGAAUAACUCAUAAUUCUAAUGUCACGGAUAAGUUUUUGAAAGAAUUAGAACUCAAGGUUGAUCAUCUGCCGGCUCUGAGACUCAUCGAUCUUUGCGACUGUGAGAACAUUACUGAUAAAACCGUUGAGAGGCUUGUCUCCUUUGCACCAAAGUUACGAAAUGUCUUUUUUGGCAAGUGCAGCCGAAUCACGGACAACUCGCUCAUACAUUUAGCGCGCCUAGGCAAAAAUCUACAGACCAUACAUUUUGGGCACUGUUUCAAUUUAACUGAUAACGGUGUAAGGGUUCUGAUUCAGUCGUGCCCACGAAUCCAGUACGUUGAUUUUGCUUGCUGUACAAAUUUGACAAACCGUACACUGUACGAACUGGCAGAUCUCACUAAGCUGAAGAGAAUCGGAUUAGUCAAAUGCUCUCAAAUGACGGAUGAGGGACUGCUAAAUAUGAUAGCUCUUCGAGGGCGCAACGAUACGCUGGAAAGGGUUCACUUAUCUUAUUGUUCGAACUUGACUAUUUAUCCGAUUUACGAGCUUUUGAUGGCUUGUCCUAAACUAUCGCAUCUUUCACUAACCGCCGUUCCUUCCUUUUUACGGUCCGACAUCACAGCAUUUUGCCGAGCUGCCCCGUCAGACUUUAGUGAUAACCAAAGACAGAUUUUCUGCGUGUUCUCAGGAAAAGGUGUCCAUAAAUUGAGACAUUACUUAAUGAGUUUGACUGCUCCUACCAACGGACCACAAACAAACGUUCGCGAAGUCUUGACCAAUUUCAUUGUUCUAAAAAGUCUAAUAAAAGAAGGUGAAGAUUUAGAAGCAGGCAUGCGAAGAGUCGCAACUGAACUGAAUCAGGAGACUCCUGCAAUUUUAGCUGCAACACAUAGUCUGACCCCACUUAAUGCUAUGAAUAACAAUGACUUCGCGUUUCAAAAUAUAAAUUUUGAGAGACUAGAAGACGUUUUUUUCUCGCUGCAGCGUGUGCCGCAGGAUAGAAUUUUAGAUGAACGUGAUGUUGACCGCCUUUUUCCUCUCAUUGAUGAAGAGUUUUGUGAGGAUCCAGAUUCGGAACAAUACGCAGGUGUAGAUGGUUGCGUUGCUCCUGAAGCAUCUGAGGAUCUCAACAGCGAACUAGCUCAAAUGGUGAGGAAGUUUCAUGACUUACAGGAGCGCGUGUGCGAUUUCGAAGUGAAUGUUGCAAGCAUGGUUAGAGUCCAGUUUCAGUUUGCGGGCGCAUUAUUAAACGAAAUGACUCAUAUUUAUUUCCAAAUGGUGGAUCUCAAUCGGUGCAUAUCUCAGAUACAAUCAAGAGUUUAUGACAUGGGUGAUGAGAAGAACCUGAAGGGGCUCACUAUCUGGCGCAUAAUAUGGCAGGAGAAAUUUGAUCACAUGCUCGAGAAGUACGAGCUGACAACUGUUGUCCUCAGACUAUAUUUGAGAGACAACGUAGCUGCAUUAACGCGACAACGAGAACUCUUUUUAGCUAGACAACGAGUACCAGUCGAUCAACAAAACAGAUUGGAGGGAGGUGAGUCUGCAUCUUCACCUCCUGACGCUAAUGCCUGGCCUGCUGACCAAGGCGAUCGGAGUAACCCUUGGAGAAGAUUUGAGAUGCGAAAUGAAAUGCGGAUGAUUCAAUUUGGACUUCGGGGACUUCCUGUUCCACACGACGAUUUGCCUCCUAUCCAGACCUUUUUCCCAAAUACCUUGGGACCCACUGAUACUUCACAGGAUGAAGAUGAAUAUUUAGAAGAUGCAUAA